AUGUUUCAAUGGCUGGGACUCUCGCAGAGUGCACCCACUGUGCUGCCCACAGACAAGAUUAUCCCCCUGCAUUGGUUCGAGGACGGGGUUAUGUGGAAGAAAGUUAUCGUUUACACACUUUUUGUAUUUGAUGAUACACUGAGCCCCGAUAAGCUCCGUGAUUCCUUAGAGAGGCUCGUUGAUCGCGAGGGAUAUAGGAAGUUGGGUGGCCGGCUCAGGAGAAACGCCCAAGGUGGAGUGGAAUAUCAUGUGCCCGCCGAGUUUAACUCAUCACGGCCCGCGGUGGCCUUUUCACAUAUCCAUCACGAUGUGAACGCGGGUGAUCAUCCUGUAGCCUCCAAGAUCCCCAAGCCGCAGAAUCUCACCGGCCCAGCUAUCGUUGGUGACCCUGAAGAUUUGUCUGAUCUAACUCGACCCAACGGUGCCACUCUCUCUCUGAACGACUACCUUACAACGGACCGUCCAACACUUGGACUUCACAUCACGACCUUCCGCGAUAAGACAUGCAUGUCUCUUUACUGGCCGCAUGUAGCGUUCGACGCCAUGGGCAAGAAGGCCAUCGUCCAGGGCUGGACUUUGAUGCUGCAGGACCGUGAAGAUGAGAUCCCAACGCCAAUUGGCCACGACACCGACCUCUUGGCCGACUUUGGCAAGAAUCCUACUGAGCCUCAUCUACUUGCUGAUCAGAGAGUGGGCAAUGCAGGCCUAGCUGGCUAUGCCAUUCGUAACAUCAUGGGCUUGGCCGGACCCAAGGAGAUCCGGAUGGUCUGUAUCCCCGCCGUCUUCUGGGAGAAGAUGGUGGCCGAUGUCCGCCACGAACUUUCCGAGAACGCUACUGAAGGCGAGGACCCCUUCGUCACCGAGGGUGAUGUCCUCGUAGCUUGGUGGACACGUCUCUGCGCUUCUCACCUAGGCAAAGACUCAACAACAACCGUCGCCGCCCAAAACUCCAUGUCACUCCGCAAAGUCCUCGCCUCAGAUCUCCUAUCCCCCUCCGACCGUCCCUACAUCUCCAUGGCCCUCGGUUUUCCAACGGUUCUCCACCCCGCUCGGGACAUCCUCACGAAACCCCUGAGCUGGCUUGCCCUGCAGUUCCGUCAAGCCAUCAACAACCAAGGCACACGAGCACAGGUCGAAGCCUACGCAGCACUGCAGCGUGAAUUCAGCGCAACACUACGCAUGCCCAUCUUCUUUGGCGAUACUGGCAUGUACAAUCUGUUCUACUCCAACUGGCAAAAGGCUACACUCUUUGACUUUGACUUUGGGGCGGCUGCUAUAAAAUCGAGGGAUGGUGAGCCGCUCCGUUCAUCGUAUAUCCAGUGCGUGCAGGACCCUGCCUUCCCUGAGGGAUGGCCUAUAAGUGGAAAGGACGAGAACGGGAAUUACUGGAUAUCAGGGUUCAGGGCAAAGGGUCUUUGGGCCAAGAUUGAGAGUGAGUUGGAAGCUCAAGCGACCAACGGUAAGGUAUAG
Fusarium falciforme is the source of this 1470-nucleotide messenger RNA. RefSeq lists its product as hypothetical. NCBI's taxonomy places the organism in Eukaryota, Fungi, Ascomycota, Sordariomycetes, Hypocreales, Nectriaceae. Bases 1 to 1470 code for a protein of 489 amino acids. The record is from RefSeq and is a predicted model, not a curated record. The transcript has 2 exons.